GCCAUGGCCGGCACCGGCACCGGCAGCGGCAGCGGCACCGCGCUGGAAACCGUGAGGGGCACGGGGAGCUGCGGGAUCGGGAUCCAGGCGGAUGGCACGGAUGGGAACUGCGUCACGUUUGUGCUGCACGACGAGGAUCACACCCUGGGCAACUCCCUGCGCUACAUGGUCAUGAAGAACCCUGAUGUGGAGUUCUGUGGCUACUGCAUCACACACCCCUCAGAAAGCAAGAUCAACUUCAGGAUCCAGACCCGAGGAGCCCUUCCUGCUGUGGAGCCAUUCCGGAAAGGGCUGAACGACCUGAUGAGUGUUUGCCAACACGUGCUCAACACCUUUGAGAGGAGCGUGAAGGAGUUCAGGGCACAGAAAGAGGAGGAGAUGCAGUAGCCUUUGGGAAUGGCAUGGACGUCCAUGGAUGUAUGGCUUCUGCCUGUUGAAUUCCCCGUGUCCAAACAAGGUUUUAUUGUUGUUGUUUUUUUAUGACUUUGCUGCAAAAUGUAUUUUCUUUAAUAAUAAAGUUUGUUAAUUUAGAUGCUG
Molecule: messenger RNA, 537 nt
Organism: Hirundo rustica (Barn swallow)
Lineage: Eukaryota; Metazoa; Chordata; Aves; Passeriformes; Hirundinidae
Product: DNA-directed RNA polymerases I and III subunit RPAC2-like
Exons: 5
Coding region: 4-387 (127 amino acids)
Biological process (GO): DNA-templated transcription
Cellular component (GO): RNA polymerase I complex; RNA polymerase III complex
Molecular function (GO): DNA binding; DNA-directed RNA polymerase activity; protein dimerization activity
Source: RefSeq, a predicted model, not a curated record